Molecule: messenger RNA, 956 nt
Organism: Salvelinus sp. IW2-2015
Lineage: Eukaryota; Metazoa; Chordata; Actinopteri; Salmoniformes; Salmonidae
Product: BCL2/adenovirus E1B 19 kDa protein-interacting protein 2
Biological process (GO): apoptotic process
Cellular component (GO): cytoplasm
Source: RefSeq, a predicted model, not a curated record
CUGCAUAUCGGUUUACUCACUUACUGCCUACUGCAUAUCGGUUUACUCACUGAGUGCCUACUGCAUAUCGGUUUACUCACUGAGUGCCUACUGCAUAUCGGUUUACAUACUUACUGAGUGCUCGCUUGCCUCAAUUAAAAGUAAAUAAAUCUGUUAAACAGUAAAUCAACUUUGUAUUUCCUAACCUAGGACAAUAGUAGUAGUGUGUGAGUCUCAGUGAAGUUCUCCCUCAGCUUUAGGACCCCAGAGGAUCCAAACCUAGCCAUUAGAGUUGAAAAAGGCCCUCCCGCUAACUGCCAUGUUAAAAAUAUCUAUCCAACUUAUUCUCUGGUUACAUAAACCUAUCCAGCUAACUGCCUGGUUACAUAAACCUAGACAGGACAUUAGUCUAUCCCAGGACACUAGUCUAUCCCAGGACAGGACACUAGUCUGUCCUAAGAGCUGACUCCACUAAUCCUGGUUCAAUAGUUUUGGGGCCAGUUAAGUCCAAUAAGGUUUAAUUGGUUGAACCUAACCCUGCCAGUUGUAUGGGGCCAGUUAACUGAAGUUAAAUGGUUCAGGUUUAAAUGGUGUGUUGUUUCUGUGUUUCCACUCUGCUGCCGGCCUCUGUCAUCUGGAAGGACUGUUACCCUUGUUGUCUUGGCAACAGUUCCCAGGUCAACAACAAGUGUGACGACCUGCCGAAGCCCAAGACCACAGAGGUUCUGCAGAAGGGGGUGGAGUCGGUCCAGGUGUACUCGGCCUCCGAGGAGCGGCAGGAGGGGCGGCGCUGGAGAGUGUUCCGUAUAGGAGACCAGGAACACAAAGUCGACAUGAAGGCAAUAGAACCCUACAAGAGGGUCAUCAACCACGGAGGUUACUAUGGAGACGGCCUGAAUGCCAUCAUAGUGUUUGCCGUGUGUUUACAUGCCUGAGAGCAACCAACCCAACUACCGCUCACAUCAUGGACAACCUCU